AAGAAAAAACCAAUAAGGGCAAUGCAUAAAGCAAACGACAAACUCGUGUACUAGUCUUAGUGCUAAGUUUGGUAUUGUAUACCUUACUCUUCUCCUCUCCCUAAUUAUAAAUAGACUACCAACAAAGAGGAAUCAGUCCAUUUUAAUCUUUAAUUCUAUCUUUUUCAUCACCAACCUUUCUUUUCAAAAAAAGCUGAAAUCUUUUUAGGUGAAUUUGUUGCUAAGAAAGUCUAAAGAAUGAACAUAUCAGCUUCUGAAUGCACUAAUGAGUGUGAAUCUGGAUGGACAAUGUACUUUGAUGAAUUCUCAUAUUCAGCAGAUAAAUGCAAUGGAGUUAAGGGGAGAAAUAAUAUUCAUGAAAUAGAAGGUAGGGGAAAAACAGUAAAUGUUGAUGAAGAAGAUUUGUCCAUGGUUUCUGAUGCUUCCUCUGGUCCACCACAUUUCCAUGAGGAUGAAGAAAAUGGACAUGUUUUUUAUCCUUUGGUUUCUGAAUACACAAUGGCAAAGCAAAAGAGGAAAAUAAAAGAGCAGAGUGGAAAACAACACAAUCUUUGUCUUGAUGAUACUGCUAGUUCUACAGUUUCCAGCUUCCCAAAGGGUAAAUCUGUUGUGGGGAAACAUUUUGGUUUCUUGAAAACAUCUCUGAAUGGGAAAGCUUCAUCUGAGAAAUCUGGUUCUUUGAAGGGAAGAAAGAAGGGAUGAGAAUUUUACAAUUAGACUUAUGAGGAUCUUGUAUUUAUCCUUCUUAUGUUUUCUUUUUAAAAUCCUUCUUCUACUUAUUUGUUCCUGUCCAUGUAAUGGGAAACAACUGAAAGCAUAAAUGUGAAGAAAAAACUUAGGUCUUUAUUUCACAUAGUAGUUUUAAAAAAAAUAAAGGAAUAGGAAUUUUUCUCACACUAGUAGUGCUCAUCAAUGUCAUCAUUCUGCUCUCUGAUUGUUCAACGAAGUUAUACCCAAAAUAUAAUAACAAUAAUACAAGUGGAGUUUGGGAAAAGUAGUGUGUACGAAAACUUUACCCCCACCGUAAGAAUGUGGAACAGCUGUUUCCGAUAGACCCUCGCCUAAAAGAAAAACAACAAAAAAGCAGAAGCACCAUAACACCGGCAAAAUAACAAGAAAACCCAAUAAAAAGAAACAACAGGCAGUGAUAGAAAUCUAAAAAAAAUAAAAAAGUACAUGACUGAUACUAAUGAUACUAGUGUGGACAAGAACAACACACGACU
This is a messenger RNA of Nicotiana attenuata, 1223 nucleotides long. RefSeq lists its product as uncharacterized. Bases 238 to 702 code for a protein of 154 amino acids. The record is from RefSeq and is a predicted model, not a curated record. Gene Ontology annotation, biological process: cytokinin biosynthetic process. The transcript is spliced from 3 exons. Lineage: Eukaryota; Viridiplantae; Streptophyta; Magnoliopsida; Solanales; Solanaceae.